ACAGACAGCAAUGGCAGCCCAAGUACUUGUAAUUGGCAAUGGAGGAAGGGAACAUACACUGGCCUGGAAACUUGCACAGUCUAAUCAUGUCAAACAAGUGUUGGUUACCCCGGGAAAUGCCGGCACUGCCUCCUCCGAAAAGAUUUCAAAUACUGAUGUCUCCGUCAGUGAUCAUGCUGCCCUUGCUCAGUUCUGCAAAGAGGAGAAAAUUGAGUUUGUAGUUGUUGGACCAGAGGCACCUCUGGCUGCUGGAAUUGUUGGGAACCUGACAUCUGCAGGAGUACGGUGCUUUGGCCCCACAGCAGAAGCAGCUCAGUUAGAGUCCAGCAAAAGAUUUGCCAAAGAGUUUAUGGAUCGACAUGGAAUCCCAACGGCACAAUGGAGAGCUUUCACCAAACCUGAAGAAGCCUGUAGCUUCAUUAUGAGUGCAGAUUUCCCUGCUUUGGUUGUGAAGGCCAGUGGUCUUGCAGCAGGGAAAGGGGUGAUUAUUGCGGAGAGCAAAGAAGAGGCCUGCAAAGCUGUACAGGAGAUCAUGCAGGAUAGGGCUUUCGGAGAAGCUGGAGAAACAAUUGUCAUUGAAGAACUUCUUGAAGGAGAAGAGGUGUCUUGCCUGUGCUUCACUGAUGGGAGGACUGUGGCCCCCAUGCCCCCAGCACAGGACCAUAAGCGAUUGCUGGAUGGAGAUCAUGGCCCCAACACGGGGGGAAUGGGAGCCUAUUGUCCAGCACCUCAGGUUUCUAAGGAUUUGUUGCUAAAAAUUAAAGAUACGAUUCUUCAGAAGACAGUGGCUGGCAUGCAGCAGGAGGGUGUCCCAUACACAGGUAUUCUCUAUGCUGGUAUAAUGCUGACCAAGAAUGGUCCAAAAGUUUUGGAGUUUAACUGCCGUUUCGGUGAUCCAGAGUGCCAAGUGAUCCUCCCGCUUCUGAAAAGUGAUCUUUAUGAAGUGAUCCAGGCUACCUUAGAUGGUAGACUGUGCACAUCUCUGCCUGUUUGGCAUGACAACCGCGCUGCCGUAACUGUGGUCAUGGCAAGUAAAGGUUAUCCAGGAGACUACACCAAGGGUGUAGAGAUAACAGGGUUUCAUGAGGCUCAAGCUUUAGGACUGGAGGUGUUUCAAGCAGGCACUGCCCUAAAAGAUGGCAAAGUGGUGACUAAUGGGGGUAGGGUCCUUACGGUAACGGCCAUCCAGGAAAAUCUCAUCUCAGCCCUGGAAGAAGCCAAGAAAGGACUCGCUGCUAUAAAGUUUGAGGGAGCCAUUUAUAGGAAGGACAUUGGCUGUCGUGCCAUAGCUUUCCUCCAGCAGCCCAGGGGCCUGACGUACAAGGAAUCUGGGGUAGACAUUGCAGCUGGAAAUAUGCUGGUCAAAAAAAUUAAGCCAUUAGCAAAAGCCACUUCCAGACCAGGUUGUGAUGUUGAUCUUGGAGGUUUUGCUGGUCUUUUUGAUUUGAAAGCAGCUGGUUUCAGUGAUCCUCUUCUAGCCUGUGGGACAGACGGCGUUGGAACCAAACUGAAGAUUGCCCAGCAGUGCCAUAAACAUGAUACCAUUGGUCAAGAUUUGGUUGCAAUGUGUGUAAAUGAUAUUUUGGCACAAGGAGCCGAGCCCCUCUUUUUCCUCGAUUACUUUUCCUGUGGAAAACUUGACCUCAAUACGACGGAAGCUGUUGUGGCUGGAAUCGCUGAAGCUUGUAAAAAAGCCGGAUGUGCUCUCCUCGGUAUGAUCAUCCAUUUUAAUCACACGGGGUGAAACGCAGAAAUGCCCGACAUGUACCCUCCUGGAGAGUAUGACUUAGCCGGUUUUGCCGUUGGUGCCAUGGAACGAGAUCAGAAACUCCCUCAUCUGGAAAGAAUCACGGAAGGGGACGCUGUUAUUGGAGUGGCUUCAUCUGGUCUUCACAGCAAUGGAUUUAGCCUUGUGAGGAAAAUCAUAGCAAAAUCUUCCCUCCAGUACUCCUCUCCAGCACCUGAUGGCUGUGGUGACCAGACCUUGGGGGACUUACUUCUGACUCCGACCAGAAUCUACAGCCAUUCGCUGUUACCUGUACUACGCUCGGGACAUGUUAAGGCCUUUGCCCAUAUUACUGGUGGAGGAUUGCUGGAAAACAUCCCCAGAGUCCUCCCUCAGAAAUUUGGGGUGGAUUUAGACGCCCGGACCUGGAGGAUCCCCAGGAUCUUCUCCUGGUUACAGCAGCUAGGACAUCUCUCAGAAGAAGAGAUGGCCAGAACAUUUAACUGUGGGAUUGGGGCUGCCCUCGUGGUGUCAAAGGAUCUGACAGAGCAGAUUCUGCAAGAUAUUGAGCGGCAUAAGGAAGAAGCCUGGGUGAUUGGCAAGGUGGUAGCGUGUCCUGAAGGUUCUCCUCGUGUGAAAGUCAAGCAUCUGAUUGAAAGCAUGCAAAUAAAUGGAUCAGUGUUGGAGAAUGGCACCCUGAAAAAUCAUUUCUCUGUUCAACCGAAAAAGGCAAGAGUAGCUGUCUUAAUAUCUGGCACAGGAUCGAACCUCCAAGCCCUCAUCGAGAGCACUCAGGCACCAAGUAGCUCUGCACACAUCAUUGUUGUGAUCUCCAACAAAGCAGCAGUGGCCGGCUUAGAUAAAGCAGCAAGAGCCGGCAUCCCCACCAGGGUAAUUAAUCACAAAUUAUAUAAAGAUCGUGUAGCAUUCGACAUGGCAGUUGACCAAGUCCUUGAAGAGUUCUCCACAGACAUAGUCUGUCUUGCAGGAUUCAUGAGAAUUUUAUCUGGCCCCUUUGUUAGAAAAUGGAAUGGGAAAAUGCUCAACAUCCACCCAUCCUUGCUCCCUUCAUUUAAGGGUUCAAAUGCCCAUGAGCAAGUCCUGGAUGCCGGGGUCACGGUCACUGGGUGCACUGUGCAUUUCGUAGCUGAGGAUGUCGAUGCUGGACAAAUUGUUUUACAAGAAGCUGUUCCAGUGAAGAGGGGAGACACCAUUGAAACUCUCUCUGAAAGAGUAAAAUUAGCAGAGCAUAAAAUAUUUCCCUCAGCCCUCCAGCUGGUGGCCAGUGGCACUGUACAGCUUGGAGAAAAUGGCAAGAUCCGUUGGGUCAGAGAGGAAUGAAAUGUCCUUGUCCAGGGAUGGAGCCAGCUUUGAACAAAUUCUGACCACUGCAGAGUGGCUUUCCUCAUGGACUCAGCCCUAAAAGAUCCAAAGCAUACCGGUAUAGUCUCCAGUGGUCUUGCAGGUUUUACCUGCGUGGGGCCUUCUUGGUUACAGUCAAACUGGUCAUUCAGAAUUCCUUUUGCUCUCAGCCAAGCAGGAUACCAAAACUUAAUCUUAUGUUCUUUCUCAUAGAGUUAGUUAACAAGUCUAGGAAGUUAAUAGCUCUUCCCCCAUGUUGAGUAUAUCUAUGCCGAUUUGAAUUGAGAUUUCGCUAAUUAUUCUCAUCAUAAGUUGGUGUCAUAAAACUUCUGGGGAGCUCCCACUUCUGAGGGUAGUAUGCUUUGAAGUAUCAUUAAACUUUCCUCUAAUAAUUGACAAUUUCUACCAUACCCAUAUUUUAGCUUCAUAGUUUGAGAGGAUGGAAGGCAAUCUACCCAGACUAGUAAAGAGUAUCAUGAGACUGCGUGCAUUUCCCACUCUAGCCAGUAUUUCCAAUUUGGAUAUUCAGUUCGGGAACCAGGAGGUCUGGGUUGACAUACUGGGCACAUGCACUUGACCCUACACAGAGGACCAACCACAUUUCUUUCUUUAAUAGCUGAGCGAACAGGCAAUGGCCACCUGGCCCACAGCCAGGCAACCAGCCCGCCUGAGACUGCCGAGCCUCCUUCCGGGUGGCCUAAGAGCCCUGCCUGCCCAACAGGACGACCUUCCCGCAAGGGAACAGCACAGAUGUACACUAGUUACAAACAGAAGAUAAUCAACUCCCACCUUAAGACAGGAGGGAGCACAGAGGGUCCCGGGGAAGCAGAGUGCCAGAAAAAAGAAACGAGACCUUUGCCAAGAGACCCUCCUCACUGCCUCUGGUCCAAGUAGGUUUCCCCAGGCAGCUGGCAGCAUUACCCUACCUCUUGUUGACCGCAGUCAGCAACUGCCAUCAGAUGGGAAGUCCAGGUACAUCAUUUCACAUAGGUGCCUUUGCUGCAAAAACAACUGAUUCACUUUUUUUCUAGAGUUCACUCAACAUAAGUAAGCAUCUAUACGCCAAACACUGUCCUAUGCCAUUUUUAGGACGUUAGAAGAUACAAAGGAACAUGUUACUGGUUGAUAAAAUCGCAUAUUGUGAUAAAAGUAGAAGCUGGUACUAGGAUGUAAAUUAGAAAAAUCAAUGUGAAUUUAUGCUUUUAGAAAUAUAGUUGUCUAGCUCUUAACUUUGACACUAGUCUCCACAAAAAGGAACCCAAACUCCACAGAAGGUAGCUAAUUCAGUAUCUUGGGAUAGGAAGAAUCAAAGUGUGUAGAAACUAGGCGUUUGCUUAAAGGGUAUCCUACUGUCUAGUUUGUGAUAAACUGAAUGUUAUUUGUACAUGUUGAGUGUGAACAGCCAUUGGCUUAUAAUACUCAAAGACAAAAGGUCAUUGAAGUUAUGAAGAGUCAUAAUGCAUAAAAGGGUGAAAACAAGAUGUUCAUCGUUUAAUAAAUAUAGAUGUUUGUCUUUUAUUA
Molecule: messenger RNA, 4609 nt
Organism: Sus scrofa (pig)
Lineage: Eukaryota; Metazoa; Chordata; Mammalia; Artiodactyla; Suidae
Source: RefSeq, a predicted model, not a curated record